AAUUGGCGGCCCGGAUACCUAAUGCGGCUAGAACGUUCUUGCAACUCGACUCGUCAAUGUUCUCUUUACUUACGCUGUCGCCUCUAUUUAAUAACGUGUAAGAACAUGCAGAGAGAAUAAUUCCUUACUCGAAACACCAGCUCAUCUUCCCCCCCGAUUCCACGCUCACAAUGACUGUCCCGGAACCUUCCUUCUCCGCGCCUGCCAAAACAGUCAGGUAUCAUGGCUUGUUGUUUGAUAUGGAUGGGACCAUCAUCGACUCCACAGACGCAGUAGUCAAGCAUUGGCAGCAGAUAGGGAAAGAGAUCGGCGUCAAUCCCGAAGUGAUACUUGCUACGUCACACGGACGAAGGUCGAUUGAUGUUCUCCAGAUCUAUGAGCCAAGACUCGCUAAUUGGGACUACAUCAGCCAUGCAGAAGGCCUGAUCCCGAAAAGGUUUGGUCAGGAUGCGACGGAAAUCCCUGGGUCUCGAGCUAUGCUGGAGAAGCUCGAACAACAGGCUGUUCCUUGGUGUAUCGUCACUUCAGGGACACGACCGCUCGUGAGCGGCUGGCUUGAUGUCAUGAAACUGACCCACCCAAACAACAUUGUCACGGCCGAAGAUGUCCAGCAUGGCAAACCUGAUCCGGCAUGCUAUCAAAUGGGAGAGAAGAAGUUGGGCCUUCAAGUAAAAGAACCUUCCAUCGUCGUCUUCGAAGACGCGCCUGCGGGUGUCCGCUCAGGCAAAGCCGCCGGGUGUACAGUGGUUGCACUGUUCACGACUCACACGCUAGAGCAGCUCGUAGAAGCUGGCGCGGAUUACAUUGUCCGGGACAUGCGAAGUGUCAGGCUCAAGUCAUGGGAUUGUACAACAGGCGAGGGACAACUCGAAAUUGUGGAUGCCUUGGUGGUGUAGGCAAACGCAACGACAGAAUAAAAUCUUUCUCACCAAAGUCCGGCUUAUUUUCGCAUGUACAUGUACAGAAUGACUUGCCGGAGUUGUUGCAUGG
Molecule: messenger RNA, 990 nt
Organism: Cucurbitaria berberidis CBS 394.84
Lineage: Eukaryota; Fungi; Ascomycota; Dothideomycetes; Pleosporales; Cucurbitariaceae
Product: HAD-like protein
Exons: 5
Coding region: 171-896 (241 amino acids)
Molecular function (GO): sugar-phosphatase activity; beta-phosphoglucomutase activity
Source: RefSeq, a predicted model, not a curated record